Fulmarus glacialis (Northern fulmar) is the source of this 915-nucleotide messenger RNA. RefSeq lists its product as uncharacterized. The transcript has a single exon. Lineage: Eukaryota; Metazoa; Chordata; Aves; Procellariiformes; Procellariidae. The record is from RefSeq and is a predicted model, not a curated record.
AUGUUGAGGGAUGGACUUGGGAAAACAAAAGACCACCUGGAGGUGAAUCUGGCAAGGGACAUGAAGGGCAAAAAGAUAUGUUUCUACAGGUAUAUCAGAAACAAAAGAAAGGAUGGGGCAAACACAGGCCUGCUGCUGGAUGGGGUAGGGGCCCUGGUGACAAAGGACACAGAAAAGGCUGAAGUAUUCAUCGCCUCAGUCUUUACUUGUAAGACUGACCUUCAGCAGUCCCAGGCCCCUGUGACCACAGGGAAAAUCUGGAGCAAGGGAGACUUACCCUCAGUGGAGGAGGACAAGGUUAGGAAGCACUUAAGCAAACUGGACAUACACAAGUCCAUGGGGCCUGAUGAAACUCACCUACAAGUGCUAAAGGAGCUGGCAAAUGUCAUUGUGAGGUCGCUCCUGAUUAUCUUUGAAAGGUUGUGGCAAACAAGAGAGGCUCCUGAGGACUGGAAAAAAGAAAAUAUCACUCCUUGACCUAAGGAGGGCAAGAAGGAGAACCCAGAGAACUACAGGUUUGUCAGCCUCACCUCAAUCCCUGGGAAGGUGAUGGAGCAACUGGUGCUGGAAACCACUUCCAGGCACACAAAGGACAAGAAGGUGAUCAGGAGUACUUAGCAUGAAUUUACAAAGGGGAAAUCAGGCUUAACCAACCUGAUGGACUUCUAUGAUGAGGUGACUGGCUUGGUAGAUAAGCGGAGAACAAUGAAAGUAGUUUGUCUUAUCUUGAUUUUUGGUAAGGCUUUUGGUGCCAUCUCCCAUGACAUCUUCAUAGACAAGCAGCUCAAGUUUGGUCUACAUAAGUGGACAGUGAGGUGGACUGAAAACUGGUUGAACUGCCAGGCUCAAAGGGUUGUCAUCAGCAGCAUGAACUCCAACCAGAGGCCAGUCACAAGUGGUGUACCCAAGUAUUGA